AUGUCUGCCGCUCCUACUCUAGCUUUCCUCAAAGUCGACGCGCGACGCCCCUUGGACGACGCCGCGCAAUCGCUCGACGACGCGUCGUCGAAAGGAUUCGUCAAACUCGACGCGACGUUGUCGCCCAAGUUUGCGGCGUCUACGACGGCGUAUGACGUCUUGAUCGCGCCUCGAGCGACGCACGUGAACGUGAUGGCGACGUCGUUCGCACCCGGGUGCACGAUCGCGAUCGACGGCGUGAUCGGGAACAUGGCGAAUCGACCGGCGAACGCGACGAUCGAGGUGACCGUGACGGCGAGCGGCGGGGAAAAGACGACGUACUCUUUGACGACGAAGGCGACGGAAGCGAUGUCAAACGAUGGCGAGGUGGUGCUAAAGGAAAAACCUAAAGUGGAUGACGAAGAGGAACACACGCACGGGCACUCGCACGAUGGAGUACCCUGCGACGGCACGCACCACUCGCACGGACACGGGCACUCGCACGCGGAGGGCGAAAAGUGCGAGCACGACCACGGCGGUGAGGAGUGCCACGGACACGGGCACGGCGAGAAGAAGCACGAUCACGGGCACGGGCACGGGCACGGCGAGAAGAAGCACGAUCACGGGCACUCGCACGCCGACGGUGAAAAGUGCUGCUCCGACGAAAAGUGCGAAGCCCACGACCACGGGCACGGGCACGGUGAAAAGAAGCACGACCACGGACACGGGCACGGUGAAAAGAAGCACGACCACGGACACGGACACGGUGAAAAGAAGCACGACCACGGACACGGACACGGACACGGACACUGA
Molecule: messenger RNA, 792 nt
Organism: Ostreococcus lucimarinus CCE9901
Lineage: Eukaryota; Viridiplantae; Chlorophyta; Mamiellophyceae; Mamiellales; Bathycoccaceae
Exons: 1
Coding region: 1-792 (263 amino acids)
Source: RefSeq, a predicted model, not a curated record